This is a messenger RNA of Cheilinus undulatus (humphead wrasse), 5333 nucleotides long. RefSeq names its product spalt-like transcription factor 3a (gene sall3a). Gene Ontology annotation, cellular component: nucleus. Gene Ontology annotation, molecular function: DNA-binding transcription factor activity, RNA polymerase II-specific; RNA polymerase II cis-regulatory region sequence-specific DNA binding. Gene Ontology annotation, biological process: regulation of transcription by RNA polymerase II. Bases 238 to 4236 code for a protein of 1332 amino acids. The record is from RefSeq and is a predicted model, not a curated record. NCBI's taxonomy places the organism in Eukaryota, Metazoa, Chordata, Actinopteri, Labriformes, Labridae. The transcript is spliced from 4 exons.
UAUCAUAAUUAUUAUACCGACAUGCGCAAUCCAACGCACAGCAACAACAGCAGCGGCAGAAGCAGCGACACCGGCUAAUAUCACAUUUUUUUCCCUCUCCCCGCUCCGCUAUCAGACUAUUUGCGAACUUUUUUUUUUGGUGCGUUGAUUCAUUCGCUCUUCGCUGAUGUAUCUGCUAAACGCAGAGACAUCACGGAGCGCAAAAGCAGAAGCAUCGCCAGCACUGACGCCAGCAGCAUGUCCCGACGCAAGCAAGCCAAGCCGCAACACCUCAAGUCGGACGAGGAUCCCGCACUAGCUGGGGUGGUUUCCGAGCACGCCCGAGGUGAUGUGCUGGAUGACGCCGACAGUGGGAACGAGAGCCGCAGCGGCAGCGAAGAGACGCAUAUAUGUGAGAAGUGUUGCGCUGAAUUCUUCAAGUGGUCCGACUUCUGUGAACAUUUAAAAAACUGCACCAAAAACCCCCUAGUGCUCAUAGUGAAUGACAAUGAGGACACUCCUAACCCCUCACAAGAGUACCCUGCAGAGCUCUCCCCUGUCCCCAGCUGCCCCAGUGAGCAGGCUGACAGCGAGGACCCCAGGGAGGGCGGCCACAGCCCUGCUGGUGAGGGGGAUGACAUCCCAGAGACAGUUACCCUAAAUGGGGUCGAUGUCCUAGAAAAAGAGGACGAGCAGAUGGAGGUAGAGCUUUCUCCUGAAAAAACUAUGGAUCUUGAAGACAGAGAUUUGACAUCCCCAGAGCCAGACAGCUCCCUACCUCAGCUCAACGAUGUCAUCCCCUCUGCUGUUACGAGCUAUGCCAUGCCAAGCACCAACGUCACUUUGGAGACUCUGCAUGGCACCCGAGUUGCAGUCGCCCAGUUUUCACAAAGUGUACGAGCAGCGGUAGGCAGCGGGGUCUCCACCAUGGCAAUUCCCAUGAUCCUGGACCAAUUGAUGGCCCUCCAGCAGCAGCAGAUACACCAGCUGCAGCUGAUAGAACAAAUACGCAGUCAGGUGGCUCUGAUGAACAGACAGUCGGCCUCACAGCCUGCUCUCAGCCAUCAUCACAGCAAUGCAGCUGGAAGCCAGGGGCCUACAUCCUCAUGUGUCCCCCCAGUCGCAAGUCAGCUUCAGCUUCACAACUUCAUCGCUCCCCCAGUCCAUCAGCUGCCCGUAAGGUUGCCGGCCACUCUCAAUGGUCAAGGCCCUUCACCUUUGACCUCUGCAAUAGAAGGGCCCCUCUCUCAAACACAACAAAGCAGCAGUCAGCAGUCGACCUCUUCGAUCCCUAACACAUCCUCAAGUAACUCUGUGUUCCCCCCACCAAGUGGUACUGGACUGUCAUCGCUACUUCCCUCGUGCUCAUCCUCAACGACGAACAACAUUAGCACUAGUAGUAGUGUAACAGGAGGUGGUGGCAUUAAUAGCAGCUCAACUCUUCCCAGGAACUCCACCACCCCUCCUUCACUCAGCCACAGCAGCCUCCUGAGCUCUGCCUCCAGUCUACCGCUGAUACCUCACAGCUCAUCCAGCAGCGUUAUCUUCCCCAACCCGCUGGCCAGUAUAGCAGCCACAGCCAACGCACUCGAUCCCCUCUCUGCCCUGAUGAAGCACCGCAAGGGAAAGCCCCCGAAUGUGUCCGUGUUUGACACAAAGCCCAGCUCUGAGGACCCCUUCUUCAAGCAUAAGUGUCGCUUCUGUGCCAAGGUUUUUGGCAGCGACAGUGCCCUGCAGAUCCACCUACGGUCCCACACUGGAGAGAGGCCCUAUAAAUGUAACAUAUGCGGCAACCGUUUCUCCACAAAGGGAAAUCUAAAAGUACACUUCCAGAGGCACAAAGAGAAGUAUCCACAUAUUCAGAUGAACCCCUACCCUGUGCCAGAGUACCUGGACAAUGUGCCCACAAGCUCAGGCAUACCAUACGGGAUGUCUUUGCCACCAGAAAAACCUGUUACCACAUGGCUUGACAGCAAGCCAGUCCUGCCCACAGUUCCAACCUCUGUUGGGCUCCAGCUGCCGCCAACGCUGCCGAGUAUGAUGGGAGGCUUUGGCGAGUCUCCAGGCCUCACGCCACUCAACAGGUCCCCUCAGAGACCAUCCCCACCAUCAAGCGAGUGUGCAUCCUUGUCACCUAAUAUCAUCACUGACUCUGGCAUGACCACUACUUCCCCUUCCCCAAAACCAAUCCUAGGAGGUGAUGCACCUCCUCUCUUGAAACCCGAGGGUGUUCUCCUGCCUCCAAGCUGUUCAAGUAGGCCAGGAGAGAACACCACCACCACAACUACGGUAACCCAAGUGGUCCUCUCCUCUACUGUCACCUCUACAACAACAUCCAAUGGUGGCCAGAUCGCAGAACCCAACACGAACCCAAAUUCUGCUUCCAACCCCGUCUCCCAUCCAGUCCUUCCCAUGCUCUCAGACCAGUUUAAGGCCAAGUUUCCCUUUGGGGGGCUCUUAGACUCUAUGCAAACCUCAGAGACAUCAAAGUUGCAGCAGCUUGUUGAGAAUAUCGACAAGAAGAUGACUGACCCAAACCAGUGUGUCAUCUGUCAUCGAGUCCUGAGCUGCCAGAGUGCUCUCAAAAUGCAUUACCGUAUUCACACUGGCGAGAGGCCCUUCAAAUGUAAGAUAUGUGGCCGGGCAUUUACAACUAAGGGAAACCUGAAGACACACUUUGGUGUUCACAGAUCCAAACCACCACUUCGGGUUCAGCACUCCUGCCCGAUAUGUCAAAAGAAGUUCACCAAUGCUGUCGUUCUGCAGCAGCACAUCCGAAUGCACAUGGGUGGGCAGAUUCCCAACACUCCUGUUCCUGAGAGCCUGCAGGAGAUGGACACUGACCUCUCGUUUGACGAGAAGAGCUUAGACGCCAUGAGUAAUUAUGAUGAUGAUCUUCUGGAUGAAAUGGAACAAGCUAUGGAAGAUGAAGCUGACAUUAAAGAGGGAGAGUUGGACCCAUCCAAACCAUACUCACCUGGGAGCUCCCCUCCAACUUCCAUCAUGUCCAGCAUUGCAGCAAUGGAGAACCAGAUGAAAAUGAUCGACUCCACCGCCAACAUGAGUCGCUCAUUUGGUCAGAAGCUCACGCAGAAUGGCAGCAAUUUCGGAGGAGAGACUGAUUGCUUUGCCACUGAUUCCCUGUCUGCAGGGGGGGAUGCUGAAGGUCAGAGCUUGGGGAGCCCCGCUUUGUCUGAGUCCUCUGGCUCUAUGCAGCAUUUGUCCCCAGCUCACAGCCAUUCUGAGAGCCAGCGAUCCAAGUCCCCUGCUACACUCAACAAUAAUAACAGCGGUGCCACGAUGGCAGAGGAGGGCCAGGAGAACAAUACAGCCAGCCUGGCAACGGUGAAGUCGGAAAAAUCAGAGACCCCAUCUCCGCUUUCUGCAAGUGAAGGCACCGGGGCCCUUGACCUGACUGCCACUCAACCUGGCAGGCACUUUAUCAAGGAGGAGAGCCACUUCAACAUGCUGUUCCUGAGUAGAGAUCGAGGACUGAGCACUCCUAACUUAGCCAGCACUGCAUCAAACAUGAUCAAAAUGGAAAUGAACGGACAUGGCAAGUCAUUGCCUCUCGACAACUCACACCUGCCAGUGGGCAUCCAGGUUCCUGCUGCAGCACCUCAGACCACUAUGAGCCCCAGCAUCAACCCCAUGUUGGCUCCCCCACCUCCACGACGCACUCCCAAGCAGCACAACUGCCAAUCGUGUGGGAAGAAUUUUUCCUCAGCCAGUGCACUGCAGAUCCAUGAGCGCACGCACACUGGGGAGAAACCGUUUGCCUGCUCCAUUUGUGGAAGGGCUUUCACCACUAAGGGCAAUCUCAAGGUUCACAUGGGAACACACAUGUGGAACAACGCUCCAGCUCGGCGGGGUCGGCGGCUGUCUGUGGAGAAUCCCAUGGCCCUGCUGGGCGGGGAUGCCAUGAAGUUCAGCGAGAUGUUCCAGAAGGACCUGGCGGCUCGCGCCAUGAACGUCGACCCGGGUUUCUGGAACCAGUAUGCAGCAGCCAUCACCAACGGACUGGCGAUGAAGAACAAUGAAAUCUCUGUGAUACAGAACGGUGGCAUCACGCAGCUCCCUGUCAGCCUUGGCGGUGCAGGAAUCACUUCGUUGGGAGCCAUGCCGGGAGGAAUGGACCGCGUUCACACUGGCAGCAGCCCUCCCAUGAUGGGCAUGGAGAAGGCUGGCAUGGAUGUUGGGGCCGGCCGCCCCUUCUCCAGAUUUAUGGAGGAAAACAAAGAGAUUGGGAUCAAUUAAAAGGACUUUUCUAUAUUAUUCCUGAGGUAGGCGUUUGGCAAAGACAGAGUCUGAUAAGAAGGAAAGAAACUGCUGAUACAGUCUGAACUCAUGUAUUAUGUACAGAUUAAAUAUUUUUGUUUGGUUUUGGAGAAAUGGUAUUUAGUAUUGAUUAGAAGUCUUUGCCUUUCACCCACCCCCUCCUCACUUGAUAUUUCGCCUAUACGAAGAAUACUUUGUCUCUUGUUUGAGAAUAUGUCGUCUUGCAAGAUUUGCAUGGUACUUAUUGGUUUUUAUCAGUAUGUUUGACUGCUUCUAUGACUUCUUUUGAAAACCAGGAUCCUGCCUCAUUAAUGAUGGGCAAGCAUCUGAUCUGGACAGGACUGAGACUGAAAAGAUAUUUGUUUAAAGACGGCUUUUGUCUGUUGAGUAUGAACGCUCUUUUCAAAAUAAAGGGGCAUGGAUAGACUGAAGAAAAGACUGAAGAAUAGUGUCUCUGUGCUCGCCUGAUAUUUUGUUUUUUCAUGAACUAGAAAACUUGAAAAAAAUAAUGUUUGAACUAUUUUAAUCUUUACAUUUAGUCUCCCAGCAUUGUCUUAUAAUAUUGUCCUGUGUCUUUAGUAUUUAUGAUAUUGACAAAAAAGCGGGUAUACAAAAAUAUAUUUAAUGGCCCAAGCGUUUUAUUGAUCCAUUUCUUUUCUAAACUGCAGGCUUCACUGAUGAAUAUCUCUUUCACUAAAGACAAUACGUCACUUGAGUUGAUCAACAGAGAAAUCUGUGAGUUUUAUUUGGAUAUCUGUUGAGACUAUGUGUAUCUGGUUACAUGGUAAAGAGGCUAGAGAUAUCCGAAGCUGCUAUGACCACAACCCUGCUUUUAACCUUUGUAAAAAGAAAAAAGAAGUGAUCCUUUUGAAGAAAUAUCUAUGUAUAGAAAUACAGACAAAUCUAAAACAGGUAUGCAUAUUUUGUAUCACAUAAAAAUAGACAUCAUGAGUUGAGAGUAUUUGUCAUGUUUGUGAAUGCACUUUUUAAAAACAAGACGUUUUGUCUGUGAGUUACCGUUAACCUUUUGACUGAGCUAUCUAUCACAUGCUGUUUUCAUUGUUUUCAGCGUACCA